AUGGUCUCCUCCAAGCUGUUGACUGGCGUUCUCGCCUUGCUGUCGGUUGGCGUCGCCAACGGCAAAGUGUGCUAUCCUACUCGUUCUACUACAUUGUCAACUGAGACUACCACCUCGACUGCCGAGUCUUCAACGGCUACCGAGUCAUCAACGGUCGAGACCACCACUUCUUCGUCGAUUGAAACCAGCACCUCUUCGACCGAGUCCUCAAGUGUCGAAACUACCACCACUUCGACUACUGAGUCUUCAUCUGCCGAAACAACCACAACCUCCGCUACCGAAUCCACAACGGCUACGUCGACCGUCAGCACUGAUGCGACAACCUCUUCAGCUGAGACAUCUUCAACCUAUAUCACCAUCACUUCCACCACAGCAAGCUCGACCGAGACCGAGACCGCAAGCACAUCCACUUCGACCUUCUUCCCUGCUGGUCUAUUCCCAUGCGAAGAUGAUGCGGAUUGCGAUCUGCAAGGCGGAGUGUGCGAUCCCCAGCGCUGCGGCUGUAUCAACCUAAUGUGCUACCUCAAGACGACGACGAUGGCGACAAUGACCACCACCGCCUUGCCCCAGUUCGCAUGCGGUAGCGAUACUCAAUGUAUAGGUGCUUCAUUCUGUUUGGAUCAGGGUGUUAAUAUCUGUGCCUGCGUCAACGCAUUGUGUGCCGUGACGAUGACUGGAGAGGAAACGCCAUUCGACUGCCUCGAAAUGGACAUGAGUUACGCUAGUACUUUUGAAGCCGCAUUUGCGGACCCAAAGAACACGGCCAUCACUACUCCCGAUGCGGAUGUAAACGCCAUCAUCAGCAACAACUACACUGUCGAUGAGCCAUUUACUUAUACCAAGUCCCUUCUAUGGCAUAUGGAAGUGAAGAAGGCGCAGGCCCCAGACAAAUACAUCAGUCAUGUCGUCCGCCCCGGGAGUUUGAAGGUGGUCGACCGUACUGAGGAGGGCCUCAUUGAGUUCACCCGCAUUACGGACCAAAGGAUGUGGAAGCAUCCCGAUCAGUACACCACAAUUAUUGAGCGCGUUUGCCUCGAUCAUGUCAACAAAAAGGCAUUCUUCCUUGGAAUGGCAGAGGCAACUCUUCCUGACGGCACCAAAAUCACGAGUGGGGAAAAGCAGCCAUUGUUUCACGUUGAACACUGCGCGGUUGGGAUUCAAUGA
Molecule: messenger RNA, 1164 nt
Organism: Fusarium vanettenii 77-13-4
Lineage: Eukaryota; Fungi; Ascomycota; Sordariomycetes; Hypocreales; Nectriaceae
Exons: 4
Coding region: 1-1164 (387 amino acids)
Source: RefSeq, a predicted model, not a curated record